AUGAAGUUCACCCUGGGCCUGGGGUCGCGGGCGUGGAGCGUGUCCUGGGAGCGGGCGGCAGCGGCGGCAGCAGGCUUUCAGCAAGUCUGGGAACGGGGUAUCCGGAGUAGGUGCGCCAAAAGCCGCGACAGGGCACUGAGGGCUAGAACACGCGCGCCCCGCCCCGCAGCUCCUCUGCUCCCUCGCUCACCUCGGAGUCCGACCCAGGCGGUUUGCCCAUGGACCCGCCAGUCACAUUUGGAGGUGCGCCUGAGUGCUGUCCCUCGCCCCGCGUGGGAGCCCUGGCUACCCGCCGUGUUUUCUCCCUCUUCCGCGCGCUCCCGUCGGGCGCUCGCAGAGCAGACCUAUGGCGAGGUGAACCAGCUGGGCGGCGUGUUCGUCAACGGCCGCCCCCUGCCCAACGCCAUCCGCCUGCGCAUCGUGGAGCUGGCGCAGCUGGGCAUCCGACCCUGUGACAUCAGCCGGCAGCUCCGCGUAUCCCACGGCUGCGUGAGCAAGAUCCUGGCGCGCUACAACGAGACCGGCUCCAUCCUCCCCGGGGCCAUCGGGGGCGGCAAGCCCCGCGUCACCACGCCCAACGUGGUCAAGCAUAUCCGGGACUACAAGCAGGGAGACCCCGGUAUCUUCGCCUGGGAGAUCCGUGACCGGCUGCUGGCCGACGGCGUCUGCGACAAGUACAAUGUACCCUCGGUGAGCUCCAUCAGCCGCAUCCUGCGUAACAAGAUCGGCAGCCUGGCGCAGCCCGGACCGUAUGAGGCGAGCAAGCAGCCGCCGUCGCAGCCAGCUCUCCCCUACAACCACAUUUACCAGUACCCCUACCCCAGCCCCGUGUCGCCCACGGGCGCCAAGAUGGGCGGCCACCCUGGGGUCCCGGGCGCAGCGGGCCACGUCGGCAUCCCGCGUUCUUGGCCCUCAGCGCACUCGGUCAGCAACAUCCUGGGCAUCCGGACGUUCAUGGAGCAGACAGGGGCCCUGGCCGGGAGCGAUGGCGCCGCCUACUCACCCAAGAUGGAAGACUGGGCUGGCGUGAACCGUGCCGCCUUCCCCGCAGCCCCGGCGGUGAACGGGCUAGAGAAACCCGCCCUGGAGGCUGACAUUAAAUACACUCAGUCGGCCUCCAGCCUCUCCGCCGUGGGAGGCUUCCUCCCGGCCUGCGCCUACCCUGCCUCCAAUCAGCACAGCGUGUACAGCGCGCCAGGCGGCGGCUACCUCGCCCCAGGCCCGCCGCGCCUGAGAUUAAAUGAGCCUGCGGGUUGCCCGACGCGGGCUCAGGCCUUCGGGUCCCCGGACAAGCCCGUCCAUGUCGCCUGGGGUCCCAGGAAAGGGAGCGGAGUGGGGAGGGACCCCGUGAGCAGGGGUGGCAUGGGUAGAGAUGAACGCGUGGCGGGUUCGCCGCUGGAGGGUGCCACCUCGAAGUGCGUGUACAGUGUCGGCAGGAAGGGUCUGGACACGCUCUUGGUUAGACCGGCCACAUGUGUGUUUAGAAAAAAAGAGCAGAGGGUCGGGGGAAAGCCGAGGGGUCGCUCUGUUCUGGAAAGGUUUUCAGACCUAUCUAAAACCUCUAGGAAAGCAGGUGUGUGUGCGCACGCGUGCGUACCCAUGUGUUCCUCGCACAGCGGUGGUCGGUCCAGCUCCGCACUACAGCAAGUUGCUCCCGGGAUUGGGGCGAGGGUACCCGCUGGAGUAAAAGAAAAAAUUCCAGAGUCCCUCUCUCGCUCCAAAUUGAGGCACUUAAGCUCCCUCGUUAAAGGAGGACUUCGAGUAGCAACCCUUCCCGAAACCCUGAAUAAUAGAGCAACACGCGGAACACCGCCCGCCCUGGAAACCCGCUGCCGCUCAAUCCAGGCCCACAGGUCCCAGGACGCGCCGCGCCUGCGAUGGCGAGAGCAUCCGCACCCCGGGCCUCGUGGGCGCGACGACGUCUGCAGCCUCCCGUGUCAGAGGGACCCAUGCCGCCCCGGGGAACGUCGAGCGCCCGGAGCUGCGGGUGUCAGCGGCUUCGACGAGCCGGCUGCACCUCGCACCUGUGCUCACGGCUGGGGCUGGGUGGCCGAUCGGAAGCCCCCCAGCCCCGGCGCCAAGGCCGCGGACGCCCUCAGUAGCCUACACGGACUGUCCAUCCCGGCCUCCACCUCCUAG
Carlito syrichta (Philippine tarsier) is the source of this 2139-nucleotide messenger RNA. Its product is annotated as paired box protein Pax-1. Gene Ontology annotation, molecular function: DNA-binding transcription factor activity, RNA polymerase II-specific; RNA polymerase II cis-regulatory region sequence-specific DNA binding. The record is from RefSeq and is a predicted model, not a curated record. Gene Ontology annotation, biological process: regulation of transcription by RNA polymerase II; anatomical structure development. Lineage: Eukaryota; Metazoa; Chordata; Mammalia; Primates; Tarsiidae.